Messenger RNA from Fusarium odoratissimum NRRL 54006, 3825 nucleotides. RefSeq lists its product as uncharacterized. The record is from RefSeq and is a predicted model, not a curated record. The transcript has a single exon. Lineage: Eukaryota; Fungi; Ascomycota; Sordariomycetes; Hypocreales; Nectriaceae. Bases 1073 to 2917 code for a protein of 614 amino acids.
CUGCGCUGUGCUGCGCUGUGCUGUGCUCUACCGCGUAGUGGUCCCAGCCCUGCCCAGACAGUCAAGAGUCGCUCGCAUACACGGAGAGACAGACGCCCAAGAACUCAUCAGCAGUCAAUCACCCCAUGCAUAACCUCCUCACACCCUUUGAUAAUAAACGAGCGUCAUGCCCGGAUAAUUUCUUCUCUCCCUUGUCGACUCCUUGUUUGAUCAAACAGCACCUCUACCAACAUUUGUCGACCAUCUGUCGUCAUUGAAUACAUCUGAUACAGCCAAACAUCGAUAUCACUUGUUACGAGUCACACACCCGCCCUCACGAGGACAACCAACCAGGACCUCUCAAACGACGAGCUAAAGCCAAAAACGUAACCAGCAACCAGAAAUCGUUUGUUUUUCAACCACCCCAAACAUCAACAGGAAAACAAGAGCCAGAGUCAACCACCAGAGUCAGUCCCCGCCCUAAGGUAGUCUCUGCUGGACACAGCCCACUUGGAGCAGGAAAAAAAAUCCACCAUCGGGAACCGUCUCCUCGUUGACUCCCACCCAACGGUUCCCCACCAUUUUUUGUUCCGCUCAGACGCAGACAAGAAAAAUAGUUGCGAGAGGAGAGAGACAGGCCAAGAGAGUCUGUUCAGGCUUGGGCUUGAGAAGACCCGCCUUGCUUUAGCUUCUGCACCCUUGUCUUGUUCACCUGCCCACUUUCACUUUCGCCCAUCCACAUCCAUACCCUCCCUCCCAGAAUCCCACCCCGGUCUGAGUCUCAGUGGGAAAAAAGAGAAGCACCCCCGGUCCCCGGAUCCGCCGCCACUUGGCCCGACAGACAGACAGCGACUACCUUCGCUCCCAAAAGACUACACGAGGCUAACCCAACUUGGCCGCUGUGUCACUGCCUCUAUCAACAUCCACCUCCCGAGGCAUCCCUCCAACUUUCUUGUUUUCCUUCUUCUUAUGUUUUUCUCCCCAACACCAAAACAAAAAACAACAACACCAUAGACAGCAGAAGGGAAACGCAGUCGUUCGUCUUUUCGACAACUUCGCAAUCAUAACGGCCUCGACCGUCAAGGCCGACAUCAUGUCGCCAAGGCUCAAGCCGCUGCUUCUCCCGCAGUUGGUAGAGGAGCGCCGUAAGUGGGAGGUACAACAAGGUAGCCCCGAGACCGACCUCUCCUACAUCUACUACACAACAAACUCGUCCUCCUCCGACAUUACCUCUCCAAUCACACCUACCUUCUCCCCUGGAAAGGGUCACUUUCGAAUGUCGAGCUCGACUUCUUCUCUCGAUCUCCCACCGCAAUUGAACGAGACUCCUGUAUCGCCCACUCAAUCGGUCCACACAAAACCCCCAAUGCGGUCAUUGCCCGAUGUUCAAGAAGAACCUUUGGAACCUGAACACAACACCACCACAGACAACACAGAGAGCAGCUACCGUGAUAGUCUUUCCCCUUCGGACCAGUUUAGUCUCUACGACUGUUUGUGUAUGUCUCGUCCGCCUGGCCAGGCUGUCGUAUCUUCCGGGAAAUCGUGCUUGGCCUGCCGUCUUCGUCUUGGUGAUCGUGGAGUUACUGACCCAUACCCUUCCCGUGUAGGCGACAACCUGUGUGAGCCCCGAAAUAGUUCCGAAGAUGUUAUGUUCCAUGGAGACAUUGUCCGCGACUACGAUAUCGACUACGACAUGGGUUUCUUGAGUGACGGUGACACCUCCAUGGACGAGCGAUCCCGCAAGAAGCGAUCCGGUAGCGAGUCACCCUUUGCUGGACUAACGUCACGAAUUGGUGCCCGUUUCCCUAGUCUCACGCGCUGGAACCCCAACACCCGCAGGGGCAACCCGAUGCUCUCACCUAGCACCGAGCUCAGCUUGGAGAGCGUUGUACUAUCUGGAGGUCCUUCUAGUCGAUCGUCGUCCAUGUCUGCGCCCAGCCGACCUGGAAAGGAGCGCAUGUUGGAAAACACUGGACUUCCCACCCCGGCAGUAUCCUACUAUGGCAGCACCGAGAGUAUCAACCUUCCUGCGCCCAUCGACAUUGAGAAGGCGCAGGCUCUUGUCGAGCAAGCCGACCUUGAGCGAGAACGAGGACUGGCCACCACCCCUCUACUACCUCCUCUAAUGACCAGCCCACUGAGCGGCCCACCGCCUGAGUCACCUUUACAAUCGCCUACCAUUGCACCACCCUCUGCGACUACCGAAGUACCGUCACCGGUCCCUUCUGCAACACAGUUCCCUAGACCUUCUCUGAGCACAAAGCCUUCAGUGUCGUCCUUCCGAUUUGGUUCCAACAGUCCUGAGGUUCCGAUCCCUUUCCCUUCGAUCCUGCAGGAGCACGAUGAGUGGUCGGAUCGCCUUGGUCACGCCAACUUCACCAUCACACCGCAGCCUUAUCAACCCGAGACUGUGAACAUGGAGGCCCUUCAGCAGUUGCGCAACGACUGGGACGCAGCACGAUGUAACUACACCAAGCACUUAGUGCGCACUGGCGAGAACUACGGCGAAACCAGCAAGAUCUACGCUCUUACUGAGGCCAAAUGGGCCGACAUUGAGAGGCGAUGGAGGUCAACCCAUGACGGACUUAUGUCGGAGAUUGUGCAAGCUACCAGCUCUGCUCCUGGUUCGACAAGCGCCUCACGAAGCCGCAGCCGUGGCCGCGGACGAUCACGGGCCAAUAGCGGCGGCUCCAUCCUUGGCCGACCACCUCCCAUGGACGAUGUCUUUGCGGAUAUGCAAUGGAAGCGCCUUGAGGAUGGACUGCCCAGCGCAAUUCCCCGACUGGUGGAUGCGGAUGGCAAGUUCCCCUCCCGAGGCGACGAAGACAUUGUAGGACCCAUGCAACGAGACGAGGUAAUGCUACGGACGCACAGCGAAGAGCGCAAGGGAGCACGAUUCUGGAAGAACCUCGCAGGCAAAGUCGGCCUGCGAAAAUAAUGGUCCCCUCCAGCAAACACGAACUGGAACAUGGGAUCAACGACCAUUUUAAUGACUGCCACGACGAUGACGACUAGACCAAACUAGAAGUCGUUGGAUGAUAAAGCCAGCUAUCAUGGGGUUGCUGGCGUUUCUACUUCUUUCAUGUCCUAUUUUGCACUAUUUUUUACAGAGAUACCCCGACUCAUGUCAUUCCUUUUUAUUUUUUGGGACACCGAUCCCGAUAUAGCCACGACGGCACAACAUACGACCUUGGCCUUCUCCGUGGGGAGGGGGCUUGGACAUUAUUGUUUAUUGUUUAGAAGUGUACAUAAUGGGAAGUGCGGGGCGUUGAACAGAGGGAAACCUGGAUAUUCGAAAAGCAAAGCGAAUCGAGAAGACGAAAAAGUUUAGACGGGACCUGGACCUGGGGUACAAAAACAAAGAACAGUGAGCAGAACAGAGCAUGCACCGCAGCUCUAGCUUGCAGGAGUUGGAUUUGCCUUUUUUUUUCUCUUUUUUUUUACUUUUUACAUUUUGCUUUCCCCGCCAUGAAACUGGAGUGCACGACAUUGGCAACCUGACACAAGGAUGCAAUGCACAAACACAAGACAGCACAGCGCACAUUACAAACAUUUAUCCCCGGACAUUGCAGACGCAAGCAAGUAAUGGGUUGAUUUGAUGGAUUUGAAAUCAAGGGAGAACAUGUCACAAAGGGGGAUGAGCGUGUACAAUCAUGUGUAUGUAUCAUGGGGGGAUCACUAUUUGGCGUAUCUGGUUUGGAAACUGGCGGAGGGUGAGGGGACGAUAUUAAUGGCUGUCAAAACUUGGACAGCUCUCCGGCCUUGGUAAGAAAACCUUGGUGACGAGGAGAUUAGUGAAGCAAAGCAAAAAGAAUAAUACAAAAGAAUCAAAAUAACUAUCUUGCG